This is a messenger RNA of Neohortaea acidophila, 2775 nucleotides long. RefSeq names its product kinase-like domain-containing protein. The transcript is spliced from 2 exons. The record is from RefSeq and is a predicted model, not a curated record. Gene Ontology annotation, biological process: autophagosome assembly; phosphatidylinositol-mediated signaling; endocytosis. Gene Ontology annotation, cellular component: phosphatidylinositol 3-kinase complex, class III, type II; endosome; phosphatidylinositol 3-kinase complex, class III, type I. The coding region runs from base 1 to 2775 and encodes 924 amino acids. Gene Ontology annotation, molecular function: 1-phosphatidylinositol-3-kinase activity. Lineage: Eukaryota; Fungi; Ascomycota; Dothideomycetes; Mycosphaerellales; Teratosphaeriaceae.
AUGGGCACCGUGGAGCCCUUCACCUUUGCCAGCUCCGCCGAUCUGCGCAUUCCCGUCGCAGUCAAGGUGAACCGCCUGGAAGGACAUGAGAAGCCCGUUCCAUACUCUACCCUCCUUCGACGACCCGAUCUUCGCCACCGCGGCAGCAAUCUCAGCCCUCACUCCGAACUAUACAUCAACGUCCAGCCCUUUGCAGACUCCAAACCUCUCACCGUCCACGCCCAAACCCCCCACAAGCACUUCAAGACUGCGCGCAUCUGGAAUCAAUGGCUCUCCCUCCCCCUCGACUACAACACCAUCCCGGCCAACACCCAACUCGCCAUCACCAUCUGGGACCUCUCCCCCAUCAACCCUAACGGUGGCGACCGAAAUCAUCACAUUCCAUUUGGCGGCACAACCAUCCCGCUGUUCGACGAUGACGCCACACUGCGAACGGGCAGACAAAAGUGUAGAAUUUGGAGGCACAAAGCUGCCGAUGGCUUCUCAAACACAGCCACACCAUGGCGAGAACCUCGACUACGGGGCCGGCAGAGCGUUCAAACGGACGAGAAGCAGCACGAAAGGGAUGCCGAGCUUGAGCGUCUGGUCGGAUUGAUGAAGAAGCACGAAAUGGGAGAGAUUUCAGAGAACAAAUGGCUCGACCAACUAGUCUUUCGACAGAUUGAAAAGCUGGAGCGCCAGCAAGUGAAGCAAUCUUUUCGCCCUCGAUCUCUCUCGCAAUCCUCCAUCGACGAGGACCCUCCCUCUCCAGCCUGCGCAGAAGGUGAUCCCGAUCACACCGACGGCAGCUUCUUCCUCUACAUCGAACUUCCCCGCUUUGACCACCCCGUCGUAUUCACCGACCACGAAUACCCACCUCCUCCAAUCUCCGCCAUCCUCCCUGCGCACUUCCCCGCAAGCAAUACCGUUAACUUCAAGCCACCUCCAGAAGUCCAACUCGGCCCCGGCAUACGGCCGAAUGCGAACGGCGCCAGUGAUACCGACGGUGGUGCAGACUUGAUUCGCAUCUACGACCCCGAAAUCGGAUAUGCCGACAACCUUGCAGAGACGAAACAUCGCCGGCUGAUUCGUGGCCAACGCAAUGCACUCGAUCGAGAUCUCAAACCGAACCCCAAAAUGCGCGACUUCCUCAACCGCAUCAUGUCGUAUGGCCCCACGGUCGAGCUCAGCGACAAGGAAAAGGACGAAGUUUGGCGAUUCCGCCACCAUCUCACGCGCGAGAAACGAGCAUUGACAAAGUUGGUGAAAUCAGUCAAUUGGAAUGAGCCGGCAGAGGCCCGACAGGCCAUCUCAUUACUACCCAAAUGGGCAGAAAUCAACAUCGACGACGCUCUUGAACUCUUGGGCCCGGGAGUCCGAAACCCCACCGUCCGAGCCUAUGCUGUUGACCGCUUGCGGAAAGCGGACGAUGACGAGCUGCUGAUGUAUCUCCUUCAGCUUGUGCAAGCACUCAAAUUUGAAGCACACCCCUCCAAAGAGGCAGAAGUGGUAGUAGACGACUCAUCCCUGGCAUCCUUCCUCAUCGCCCGCUCGGCUGCCAACUUCAAGCUCGGAAACUUCCUUCACUGGUACUUGAUGGUGGAGCUAGACGACGAUACCGCCACGCAAAUGGCCAAGAACAGCAAAAAACUCUUUGCGCGCGUCAGCUACGACUUCAUGAUGGAGCUCGAGUCCACUCCAGAAGGCCACAUCACCCGCCAGGCCUUGCGCAGACAGGGCGAGUUCAUCACAAUCCUGACCAAGUUCAGCAAAGAGAUCCAGAAUUCCCGCGCCGAUCGACCAAAGAAGAUUGAUAUGCUGAAGAAGAUGCUCGCCGAUCCGAAGAAUGAUAUGCUCGCCUUCGACCCACCUCUGCCACUGCCUCUCGACCCAGCGGUAAAAAUUACCGGCGUGGUUCCAGACGACUCCAGCGUGUUCAAGAGCUCAUUAUUCCCGCUCUACGUCAACCUCAAGACGGACACGGGCACGUUGUACCCUCUCAUGUUCAAGACGGGCGACGAUCUUCGCCAGGAUCAACUGGUCGUGCAAAUUAUUGCACUGAUGGACCGAUUACUUCUGCAAGAAAACCUGGACCUCAACCUCACGCCUUAUCGCAUCCUGGCGACUUCCGCCCUGGCCGGCGCCAUCCAAUUCAUCCCCAACACCCCCGUCUCGAACAUUCUCGGCAAUGCAAAGUUCAAGAGCUCCAUCCUGGGCUACCUCCGCUUCCACAAUCCCGCUGCGGCCGGCACUCCAAGCAUCCUGGGAGUUCGCAAAGAAGCCAUGGAUACGUAUGUGAAAUCAGUCGCGGGCUACUGCGUCAUCACCUAUCUACUAGGCGUUGGUGAUCGACAUCUGGACAAUCUGUGCCUCGCUCCAGACGGUCGCUUCUUUCACAUCGAUUUUGGCUACAUUCUCGGCCGCGAUCCCAAGCCAAUGGCACCACUGAUGAAGCUUUCGCGGGAAAUGAUUGAAGGAAUGGGCGGAUCUGCACCCGGGAAUGAAAGCCAAUUCGAUGCCUUUCGACAGUACUGCUUCACGGCCUACACGACAUUACGCAGGAAUUCCAGCCUGAUCUUGAACCUGUUCGCCUUGAUGCAGGACGCAAACAUCCCGGGCCUCAACUUCUUUGGUGGCGAUCAGGCGGUCCGAAAGGUGGAAGAGAGAUUCAAGCUGGAUGGGACGGAAGAAGAGGCGCUCAGCUUCUUUGCGCAGUUGAUUGAGCGGGAGAUGGGCGCAUGGGGCCCGGUGCUGAUUGACAAGCUACAUGGAUUUGCCCAAGGGUGGAGAGCAUGA